GUGCUGGUUCCUUCAAGCUGAGUAGCAGUUGUGGCGUCUCACAUGGCUGGUUCAGUUAUGGAUCUCAUCAAGGUUGAAGUGUGGAGGUGGAUGCUGCUAGCCUCUCUCCUCAGCAUGUGUGUCAGCCAGGAAGCUCCAACGCCGGCUUACAUGGUGGCCAUCCCUGCCAUCCUCCCAGCAGGCUCUGAGGCUAAGCUGUGCACCAGUCUCCUGCAGCCCAAUGAGACUCUGGUCAUGACCAUCUCCCUGCAGUCUCAGGGAGAGAACCUCAAGCUCUUCCAGGAGACUUCGGACAAGGAGUUCCACCGCUGCUUUCAGUUCCAGGUUCCUCAAGUGCAGAAAGACAUGGUUCAGAAUAUCAAAGUGGAGGUUCGAGGUGACACCUUUUCCUCAACAGAGCUACGCAAAGUCAUGAUUAGACCUUCCAGUUCCAUGACAUUUGUCCAGACGGAUAAACCGAUUUACAAGCCAGGACAGAAAGUUCAUUUCAGAGUUGUCAGCCUGGACACCAGCUUCAGACCUGCCAACCAACUGUAUGACAUUGUAGAGCUGCAGGAUGUGAAUAGCAACAGGAUUGGACAGUGGGUCAACACCACAUCCAAUGGCAAAAUACUGCAGCUUUCUCACCCCUUGAGCUCUGAGGCGCCCAAAGGAAGUUACUCCAUCGUUGUGUCUACUGGUGAAAAUAAAGUCUAUCAUAGCUUCAAAGUAGAGCAUUAUGUUUUGCCAAAGUUCGACAUUAAACUAACGAUGGAAGAGGAGGUCAGCAUUGUUCAAGAAGAAUUCAAAGUUAAACUAUGUGCCAUGUACACCUAUGGCCAGCCUGUUCCUGGCACAGCAGAGGUGGAGCUCUGUAGGCCACUGGAACGACACCACUAUGUCCCCAAGCUCAUUACUCCAGACAACCCUGAAGGGGUUCCAGAGUUCACAGCUCCCUGCCACAAAGAGACCCUACAGUUUGACAAGACCGGCUGUGCCUCUUUGGUCUUCAAUAUGGCAAUCUUUACCAAGGCAGGCGAGAAGCUAGUGGCUCAACACCUCCUGCUCAGCGUCAAGGCAGAGGAGGAGGGAACAGGUGUGUCACAAUUCCAAAACAAACGCAUAAACCUCUCCAAUGUGAUAGGAAGGUACUCGUUUAUUGAAACACCAAAGAUUUAUGAGCAUGGAACAAUUGUGAAGGGGAAGGUUAAAGUGGUCCACUUCAACAACACACCAAUGGCUGACCAGGCCGUCUACCUUUAUGAGGGCCAGGGUUGGUCACCAAGACUCCUACACAACUUGACUACUGACAGAGAUGGCAUCGCGUUGUUCACACUCAACACUACUAACAGUCCCAAAGAGGAUAUUAGACUGAUUGCAAAUGCCAAACCACAGGGUGAGUUCAAUACAUACAGGAGUCCUUAUUUUGAGAACGGAGAGCACACAUUGUCUGUUAUCCGACCCAUCCCUGCGGAGAGUAAAACAAUCAGCUUUCUGGACAUCCAGAAGAAAGACGAUCCUCUGCCUUGUGGGGAAGAAGAGCAGAUCAAAGUGCAGUACACCGUGGUUGGUGAGACGGUCGCAGGGGGCUCUUUGGAUCUCAUGUACCUCGUUUUAGCAAGGGGGGCUAUCAUCCAGCAGGGAGUCAUGAAGGCAAAAGUGCAGAACGGUCCUGUGUCUGAUGGAGAGGUGACCUUCAAGAUGGCCGUCUCUCCAGACAUGGCUCCCUUGGUCCAGGUGCUAGUCUACGCUGUGCUGCCCAGCGAGUCCGUCAUUGCUAACAGCAUUGACUUUCCCACCCAGAAGUGCUUCAAUAACAAGGUGUCGCUCCAGUUCUCUCCGUCCAGAGCAGUCCCAGGAGAGGAGAGCAGCCUUCAGCUGUCAGCCCAGCCAGGCUCCCUGUGUGGCCUCAGUGCUGUGGACCAGAGUGUCCUCAUCAUGGAGCCUGAAGGGAGGCUGAACGUUGACAAGAUAUUCCAGAUGCUGCCUUUCACCAAGGCAGAGGCCGUUUCUUAUGAGCUGGAGGACCAGACUGGCUGUCUGCAUGUGCGACCCAAGAGAUAUGUUUACCCCGGCUAUAGAGAACGGGAGGAGGACGCUUAUUCUGUGUUUCAGAAAUUGGGGUUGAAGAUGGCAACUAAUUUGAUCAUGAGAUUACCGCUCUGCCUUAAAUUCAAAGGAAGGGAUUAUCAUCGCGGUUAUGUGGUGUCCUACAGACAAAACACUCAUCUUCAGCGUGGCAUGCCUAUGGCAAGUCCAGGAAGAAGUGUAGUUGUUCCAAUGGGUGCUGCUGCUACACCUCCUCCCAUUCAGACUGUACGCACCUUCUUCCCUGAGACGUGGAUCUGGGACCUGGUGGAGGUGGGGGCGUCUGGCUCAGAAGACAUAGCCCUCACUGUCCCAGACACCAUUACUACAUGGGAGACAGAGGUGUUCUGCCUGUCCUCGGAGGGUUUGGGACUGGCUCCCCCGCUGGAGCUCAAUGUCUUCCAGCCCUUCUUCCUGGAGCUCAGCCUGCCCUACUCUAUCAUCCGGGGAGAGCUGUUAGAGCUGACGGCCACUGUCUUCAACUACCUGCCCAGCUGCAUCAUGGUCUCUGUGAACCCAGCUCCCUCCCUAGACUACACUCUGACCCCCAUCCCUGGUGUCGAGUACUCCUCCUGUUUGUGUGCAAACGGACGCAAUACCUUCAGAUGGACUAUGACCCCCUUAGUCCUGGGGGCUUUGAAUGUGUCUGUGAGUGCGGAGGCUGUAGCGUCUCACGCUAGCUGCGACAAUGAGAUUGUGAGUGUACCGGAGAGAGGUCGCAUCGAUGUGGUGACUCGCAGCCUCCUGGUGAAGGCUGAAGGAACUGAGCAGACAAACACCUACAACUGGUUGCUGUGUCCAGCAGGAGAAUCUUUGAAAGAGGAGGUGGACAUCAAGCUCCCCGAGGAGGUCAUUGAUGGAUCUGCCAGAGCUUCCCUCUCAGUCUUGGGAGACAUUCUGGGCCGUGCCAUGCAGAACCUGGAUGGACUGCUGAGAAUGCCCUAUGGCUGUGGGGAGCAGAACAUGGCUCUUCUGGCUCCCAACAUCUACAUCUUGGAGUACCUGAGGAACACCGAGCAGCUCACGACAGCCAUCCUGGACAAGGCCAAGGGCUUCCUUACCAGCGGUUACCAACGACAGCUGAACUACAAGCAUUAUGACGGAGCGUACAGCACAUUUGGGCAAGGUGCUGGGAACACAUGGCUGACAGCUUUUGUCUUGAGAGCCUUUGGCAGGGCCAAGUCUUUCAUCUAUAUUGAUCCCCAAGUUAUUGAGAUAUCGAAGCUGUGGUUGGAAAAUCGUCAAGAACCCGACGGCAGUUUCAUGCAGAUGGGAAAACUUUUUAACAACAGAAUGAAGGGAGGAGUAAGUGAUGAGGUCACUUUCACUGCCUACGUCACUGCUUCAUUGCUGGAGCUCAACAACUCAGUGUCGGAUCCUUUUGUGGCCAAGAGUCUGUCCUACCUGAGGAAGAGAAGCACGGAUGUGAGCAACACCUACACUACUGCUCUGCUGGCCUACACCUUCAGUCUGGCUGGAGACAUGGAGACAAGGAGUCGGCUUUUGCAGCACCUGGACAAGGUGGCUUCCCACCAAGGGGGCUUUCUCUACUGGUCCCAGUCCUCCUCCACCACCUCUGCCUCUCUGUCGGUGGAGAUCAGCUCCUAUGUACUGCUGGCCUCCCUCAGCUCCCCCUCUGUAUCUACAGCAGACCUGGGCUAUGCCUCACGCAUUGUCAGGUGGUUGGUACGCCAGCAGAACCCCUAUGGAGGCUUCGCUUCCACACAGGACACAGUGGUGGCACUGCAGGCCCUGGCUCUCUACUCUACCAAGGUGUUCAGUCCAGAGGGCUCCAGCUCAGUGUCAGUGCAGUCUCCUGGAGGAGAGGUGCAGGUCUUUGACAUCAACCAGAACAACAAGCUGCUCUACCAGGAGAAGGCGCUGCCGGCCCUGGCAGGACAGUACAGCAUUGAGGUGAAGGGCACUGCUUGUGCUACGGUGCAGGUGGCUGUGCACUACAAUGUCCCCACCCCCACUGACAACUCGACACUCAAAAUCCAGGUGAUCCCUGAAAUAGACUGCAGCAGCAACGCUCUGAGGCCCCGACUCUCCCUGAAGCUCCAGUCCCUAUAUAGUGGCAAGGAGCAAACAACAAAUAUGGUCAUAGUGGAUCUCAAAAUGCUCUCUGGUUUUGUCCCGGAUCCACAGUCUUUGACCGAGCUGAAGACGGCUCUUCUGGUGGAUCGUGUUGAGACCAAAGAUGACCAUGUGCUCAUGUAUCUCAGAGAGUUGAUUUCAGGAGCUCCCAUUAACCACUCACUGGACAUCAUCCAGGAACUUCCAGUACAGAAGCUGAAACCAGCUGUGGUCCAGAUCUAUGAUUAUUAUCAGCCAAGUGACCAGGCUGAGACAGAGUACAUCUACCCCUGUGCAGCAGAUGUGUGAAGAGGAGAUUUAGUAAGGACAGUGAUCCUUCAGACAUGUCUCAAUCCCAGUUGGGCUCGAACUGGUACAUGGAAGAAUGUAUUAAACAAAGGAUACAAUAUUAUAUAACAAAAUGAUGUUGUAAUAAUACCAUGCAGUACAAUAAAUGUGUUAUUCUCCAGUU
Molecule: messenger RNA, 4615 nt
Organism: Osmerus eperlanus (European smelt)
Lineage: Eukaryota; Metazoa; Chordata; Actinopteri; Osmeriformes; Osmeridae
Product: alpha-2-macroglobulin-like
Exons: 36
Coding region: 43-4452 (1469 amino acids)
Cellular component (GO): extracellular region
Molecular function (GO): endopeptidase inhibitor activity
Source: RefSeq, a predicted model, not a curated record